AUGAGUGACAAGGAGGUUGUGCCUCCCGAGCAUUAUGGGUUGGAAGGGAAUUGGGGCGCGUGGACCCCAGAUAUUGUGGUGGGCAUUGACUUUGGCAUGACUUAUACUGGUGUUGCUUACUCCUCUGCACCUGAAUGGCUUCCGCCAAAAACCAUACAGCGUUGGCCAGGAAGAUUGCCAGGAGAGCUUUCCAACAAAGUACCUACCUGCAUUGAAUAUGACAAGCACGGCGGGUUAAAAGAAUGGGGUUUCCAGUGCGAUCAAGAGGAGAAGUCUUUGAAUAUCAAGGAAUUUUUCAAACUGCACCUCGCGCCUCAAUACCAUGAUGACUAUCCUGGGGCUCCAACUCGCGCCGAAGCUCAGAAAUGGUUCCAGGACUAUGUCCAUUGCGUUUAUCAACAUGCGAUUUCUCACUUCACCAAUACCAUUCCGCAUUUUUCUUCGCGUAAUGUUGAGUUUCUCUUCAGCGUACCGACCACCUGGAAGGACGUACGGAUGGUUGAAGAAACGAGGAGCCUUCUCGAAACAGCGAUCAACGCUAAAACACCGAAUCAUCGCGUUUCCAUAGGCCUCACUGAGGCUGAGGCUGCGGCAGUCUAUGCUGGUAAUGAACAUUAUCAGACAGAUGACACGAUUUUAGUCUGCGAUGCUGGUGGAGGAACUACUGAUGUGAAUGUUCUCAAGCUCAUUUCGUCCAGGGGAGAGCCGACAAGACUUGAACAGCUUGGGCAUGUUGAAGGACAGCCCAUUGGUUCAACGUUCAUUGAUAGACAAAUCUACGACCUGAUAUUCGCAAGAUUGCAAAAGGCGCACGAUGAGCUGGGUCUUCCACCAAACGAAACAGCAUGGAGAAUGAUAUCAGGCCGAUUCCAACGAUUAAAGUGCGCGUUCGGGACAGACGCCUCUGCAACACCCUGGCUGAAGCUUGAUGUUCCGUCGUCAGACUCCAACUUGACCCACCCCGCUGCCGAGAUAUAUGAUGGACAGAUGCGGAUUUCAUGGGACGAUCUGAAAAAAGCUUUCGAUUUGAAGAUUGAUGAGAUGAUCACCCUCAUGGAUGGGCAUAUCCGACAAAUGCAUUCCAAAUAUCCCGAGGAUAGCAUUACAUAUUUGGUUCUAUCGGGAGGCUUUGGAAGUUCUCCAUAUUUAAGGCAGCGUCUUAUGGACCGAUACAAUAACUCCAAAGACCAUCCAAACGCCGUUGAUAUGCAGAUUCUCGUCGCUGAUGAACCACAGCUGGUAGUAGUCCAUGGCCUGGUCUUGGAUCGAAUCCAGCAAAUCAAACGGGGAGUUGUCACUUUCGGAUCGCGAUGCUCUCCCGUAAGUUACGGCAUUGUCUGUGACAAGCCUUAUAAUGCAGAGAAGCACAUCGGACAACCAGUACGACUUGACCCACGAGACAAAGUAACCUACGCAAUCAACCAGGUCGACUGGCUUGUUAUUCAGUCUAUCCCAAUUCCGCACACAGGAUUGGCCAAGAGCUUCCAAUUGAAGAUGGAUAAAGGUCGCGAAAAUGACCCUUGGAAAGUCAGCGUCGUCAUGUCAACUCUUCCGCCUGAUGAACUCCCCUCCAGCUUGAGCCAUAGGGGUGUUCAGAGAGUUUGCGAUCUCGACAUUUCAACUGAGAAGGUUGACAAAAAGUUGAAAAACAGGCAUUGGUACAAUACGAAGCCCACAUUUUGGAGGACGGUUUUCGAUGUAAAAGUCGUAGUCGGACCUGCCGAUCUCUCCUUUCAGCUCUGGUCGCGCGAUAGAAUGAUUCGGAGCACUGGGCAUGAUGCUAUUGCGGUUAAGUGGAUGCCAGCUGCGGGACUUGAUAAUUAA
This is a messenger RNA of Penicillium verhagenii, 1824 nucleotides long. RefSeq names its product Hsp70 family protein. The record is from RefSeq and is a predicted model, not a curated record. Bases 1 to 1824 code for a protein of 607 amino acids. The transcript has 9 exons. NCBI's taxonomy places the organism in Eukaryota, Fungi, Ascomycota, Eurotiomycetes, Eurotiales, Aspergillaceae.